Messenger RNA from Myripristis murdjan (pinecone soldierfish), 2160 nucleotides. RefSeq names its product cytochrome P450, family 26, subfamily A, polypeptide 1 (gene cyp26a1). The transcript is spliced from 7 exons. The record is from RefSeq and is a predicted model, not a curated record. Gene Ontology annotation, molecular function: iron ion binding; heme binding; monooxygenase activity. Gene Ontology annotation, biological process: sterol metabolic process. The coding region runs from base 127 to 1593 and encodes 488 amino acids. Lineage: Eukaryota; Metazoa; Chordata; Actinopteri; Holocentriformes; Holocentridae.
GCCUGGCAGCCUAUAAAAGCGCUGGAUGAGCGGUCUGCAGCCGCAGUAGCUGACCGAGCUCCACCUGAAGCGAGCCGAGCCUCCCCGACGCAGCGCCCAGCUUUUUCCACACCAAGUCCCUGCAGAAUGGCUCUGAGCACACUGCUGGCCACCUUCCUCUGCACCAUCGUGCUGCCCGUCUUGUUGUUUCUAGUGGCGGUCAAGCUGUGGGAGGUGUAUAUGAUCCGAGGCAGAGACCCGAGCUGCCCCAGCCCGCUGCCGCCUGGAUCCAUGGGCUUACCCUUUAUUGGAGAGACGCUGCAGCUAAUUCUCCAGAGGAGAAAGUUCCUGCGGAUGAAACGGCAGAAGUACGGCUACAUUUACCGCACGCACCUUUUUGGAAACCCCACAGUGCGCGUGACCGGAGCGGAGAACGUCCGGCAGAUUCUCCUGGGUGAACACAGGCUGGUGUCCGUGCAGUGGCCCGCGUCCGUGCGCACUAUCCUGGGCUCGGACACCCUCUCCAACGUGCACGGCGCCCAGCACAAGAGCAAAAAGAAGGCCAUCAUGCGGGCGUUCUCCAGGGAGGCGCUGGAGCUCUACAUCCCGGUCAUCCAGGACGAGGUGCAGGCUGCAGUCAGGGAGUGGCUGAGGAGGGACUCCUGUGUGCUGGUCUACCCAGAGAUGAAGCGCCUGAUGUUCCGCAUAGCCAUGAGGAUCCUGCUGGGCUUCAACCCGGAGCAGAUCAAGACCGACGAGCAGCAGCUGGUGGAGGCGUUCGAAGAGAUGAUCAAGAAUCUGUUUUCCCUUCCCAUCGACGUGCCUUUCAGUGGGCUGUACAGGGGUCUGAAAGCAAGGAACUUCAUUCACUCAAAGAUCGAGGAGAACAUCAAGAAGAAGGUGCAUGACUCUGACAAAGAGUUGAAACACAGAGACGCCCUGCAGCAGCUCAUAGACAGCAGCAAGAAGAACAAGGAGCCCUUCAGCAUGCAGGCCAUAAAGGAAUCUGCUACAGAGCUUUUGUUUGGAGGCCAUGAAACCACUGCCAGCACAGCCACCUCUCUGGUCAUGUUCUUGGGCCUAAAUCCUGACGUAGUGGAUCGUCUGAGGCAGGAACUCAUGGACAAGGAGGAGCAGGGGAUGGACCUACAGAAUCUGGACAUUGGGUCCUUGGAGCAGUUAAAGUACACUGGCUGUGUCAUAAAAGAGACCCUGAGGAUCAACCCCCCUGUCCCUGGAGGAUUUAGAGUGGCCCUCAAGACUUUUGAGCUCAAUGGCUACCAGAUUCCGAAAGGCUGGAAUGUCAUCUACAGCAUCUGUGAUACCCAUGACGUUGCUGAGAUCUUCCCCAACAAGGAAGACUUCCAGCCAGAGCGCUUCAUGAGCAAACCCUCUGCUGACUCUUCUAGAUUUCAGUACAUCCCAUUUGGAGGGGGGUCUAGGAUGUGUGUUGGGAAGGAGUUUGCCAAGGUCCUGCUGAAGAUCUUCCUAGUGGAAGUAGCUAUGCAAUGUAACUGGACUCUUCUAAAUGGGCCGCCCACCAUGAAAACGGGACCUACAGUCUAUCCUGUGGACAAUCUGCCAACCAAGUUCACCAGUUAUGUGCGAAAUUAAAGCAAAAUGAUGAGGAGUUGUUUCCUAAAAGCAGUGUAGUGCUAAGUGCUUGGUUUCCCAAAAGAUGACUUUAGAUAGGAUGCCCUCACUUUUUUUUACUUCAGUUUCAGGGGUGAACUAUAGUCAGAGGCCCUUUUGGGAAGCACCAGUGUGCUCUUAAAAUACAUGACAGACACAGAAGCUGCAUUUACACAUGGACAGAGAAAUGUCUUACAAACAUCUACAAACCUUUUGUGCUUGAGGGAAUGCAGUUAAAUCAGUGUUUUGUUUUGUUUUUUUCAUAACAUGACUUGUACAUAUGAACAGUUGUAGAUGAUUGCGAUAAAACAUAUUACAUUUUAUAUUUUGAUAUGUUAAUACACAGGAUUUGUAUAUAUCCUUCUUUAAAAAGAUAAACAAGCAAAACGAGAGGCACUAUACACGGACAUGGAACACUUUGUAUCUAAGGUAUGGAUGUACAUUUGUAGAGUCUGUUAAUAUAGCUUUUGUAUCUUACCCCAACUUAUUUAAGUGACAUAUGAUAUAUUGUGUGGGCCUUUUUAUUUAAUAAAAAUCUUUUUGUGGCGA